AUGUCCCAGUCCCUUCGCUGCGUCUCCUCCCUGUCCCCUCCCCUCCAUGCUUCACGCAGGCUGGAAGCGGUGGAGCGACCCCAGCACGUGGGGAAAGCAGUCCCUGAUCUUCUGGGAGCAGCGCAAGAAGCUGACAACUCUCUUUCUCUCUUCUCCUUAAUUCCCUACACAUGGGGAAAGCAGUCGCUACUCCCCUGGGACAAGAAGCCCAAGGGGUGGCCCUUCCGCCUGGGCGUGCCUGGGCGCGGGCUGCUGCAGUGGCGGGACGUGACUAUACCGUGUGGCGCGGCCAUCCUGCUGGAUGUGCCUGAAGUGAGGGUUGGGAGGCUCAAGAUCAGGGGGUGGCUCAAGGUCCUAGACUCGCCCAAGCUCCCUCACAUCCGCGUCAGGGCCCGUUUCAUCCUCGUUAUGGGCCGCUUCACUGCAGGUUCCGCGUCCCGCCAGCUGUCCUCGCAUCUCACGGUCACCCUGCACCCCAACACCGGAUUCUCGGGCGGCAGGAAGCCGUACAAGCUCCGAAAAGUGCCGCCUGCUGACGCGAGAAACCCCCGAGACCUGGGGCACAAAGCGUUUGCUGUGGUGGGAGGGCAGGUGGACUUGCAUGGCAUGCCGGGGGGAGCUGACACCCCCUCGUGGGUGCGACUGGCAGCAACAGCAGCAGCGGGGCAGAGGCAGCUGAUUGUUGAAGGGGAUGUGAGGGGGUGGCGCCCAGGCCUCUCUAUUGCUGUUGCUUCUGCGAGUACUAACCUUAACGAGGCAGAGAGCCGAGAGAUCGGAUCAGUCGCCCUGGUCUCUCCAGCCACCUCCCCACCCACCACCCGCAUCACCCUCACAUCGCCCCUCGCCCACACGCAUGAGGGCACAUCGGUGCCGGACGGCUUUGGUGGCACAGUGGAUAUCCGUGCUGAGGUGGCGCUGCUUGAUAGGCAGAUCGUCAUUCAGGGCACGGACGAGCUUCCUCCUCACCAGUACGACGGCGGGCACUUCAUUAUCUAUAUGACUCGCACCCCUCAAACCAUCGAAGGUGUUCAGUUCAGGGGACUCGGCAACCAAGGCACGCUCGGGCGCUACCCCCUCCACUUCCACGUCUGCGGGCUCCCCGCGGACGCAUCUCAGCCGCAUAUCGUGCGGAAGAACGCGAUCGUGCACUCGAAGCAACGGUGCAUGGUGAUCCACGCGACCAGCAACAUGAACAUAGAGGAUAAUAUCACCUAUGAGACCAAGGGGCACUGUUACGUGGUGGAGGAGGGGUCGGAGAUGGGGAACGUGUUUCGGAGGAACCUGGGGAUGAGUGUGAGGAAGGUGGAGAAGGAGAUCCCCCCGGAUACAAGUGAUCGGUAUGGGUUCCACACGGACAAGCAACCGAGCGUGUUCUGGAUGGCCACUCCCUAUAACAGCUUCUAUGGGAAUGUUGCUGCUGGUUCGGAGAACAGCGGCUUCUGGCUGGAGGCCAACCCCACCAUGAGGGGCAUCUCCCGCCUGCUGCCUGCCAUCGGCAACAAACGGCCUGACAGGUUCAACUGGGGAGAAUAUGUGGGUAAUGUCGCGCACUCCUCGCUCUUUGGCUUCCGCACAUACCCCCACGGCUCUCAGUCCCGCUUCCCCGACUACACUGGGGUGAUCACGUAUCUCAAGGACGCCCUCUUUUAUCGGAACAAGGCUGGCAUCCUCUUUGUGAACACGGAUCGCAUAGUGGUGGAGAACGGUGCAUUUGUGGAGAAUGCGUAUGGGAUGGACAUAAGCCGCAACGGUGGGGUGACAGUCAAGGGGUGCCGCUUCGUGGGCACUCUCCCCUCCACCUGCACUGCUAAGGCUAUGGCUGCCAUUCGCAGCAGCAGCAGCAGCAGCAGCAGCAGCAGCAGCAGCAGCAGCAGCAGCAGCAGCAGCAGCAGCAGCAGCAGCAGCAGCAGAAUUAGCAGAAGCAGCGGCAGCAGCAAGAGCAUGAGCCUUGGCAGCAGCAGUAUCGCCAACAAGAGCAACCAGCCUUCAGCCACAGCUCCUGCCCCUCUCUCUCUUUCUUUCCACGGCCCCACCACAGAGUGGGAACCACCAGGCAUGGCAGAUGCCAUCAAGCCAUGGGCUGAGUUCCUCUAUCCCUUUCCCAGUGACGAUGGGGGAGACUAUGGUGAGGAUGGGGGUGAUUAUGAUGAUUAUGGGGAUUAUGGCGGGGUUGGUGGGGGGGGUGGGACUGGUAGUAGCAACAGCACAGGCAGCAGCAGUGGCGGCAGCAGCACCAGUAGCAGCAGCAGCAGCAGCAGUGGAGAGGCGGAGAUGGCAUACAACAUAACGGCAGGCGAGGUGCCUCCGUGGGCUGAGAGCUUCUGGCUGGGCUACUGGGACGAGCCCAUGCAAGCAGCAGCAGCAGCAGCAGCAGCAGCAGCAGCAGGGCAGGGGCAAGCAGCAGUGGCCGGGCAGGGGCAAGCAGCAGUGGCCGGGCAGGGGCAAGCAGCAGUGCAGCAGUUGACUCGGACUUUGAAGGCAGCCGUGCAGGCAGUAGGAGUGCAAGCAUCAGCAGCAGGGCAAGCAGAAGUAGCGGCGCAAGCAGCAGUGGUGGUGCCACAGAAGGAGAUAGGGGAUGGGUCUUUUGACUCGCCCAUUGGAGUCACGCUGAGCCAGAGCAACCCUGUUGACAUCCUGCGCCCCUCCUCCGUGGAACAUUCCCUCUUCUCAGGCUACGGCACAUGCACCACUAAUAGCUUCGGCAUCGCUCUCGUGACCAACAAGCCGGGAGGCUACUGGAACACGGCCUUCUAUGUGCAGAACAAUUCAUUCGCGUCAGGCAGCAAGAAAUUCUGGGCCACGCCAAACCCGCCUGCCGCCACUCCUCCUCGAGGGGGACUCAUCGCGCGGUUCUACGCCCUCAGGGAUCUCGACGGUUCUCUCCUCGGCACGCCGGGCGCCUUCGCAGUCGCUCCCUUCUCCCCCAUCCUGCCGCCUGCCACUGUGCGCCCCAGCCUGUGCCAGUACCGGGCUGAGAGCGCCGUGUGGCAGUGCCAAUCGGUGUGCUACAGGGCAGUGGGCGUGUUCUACUAUGAGCCGGGGGUGCGACCCAAUGGGAUGGAUGGUCUACCUGCUAAAGUGCUCCGGCCUUACAGCUACAUCAACAUCACAAGAGAAGAAGACGGGGAGACCUUCACAGCGUACGGCACGGACAACGACAACCCUGACAGCCCCCCUGCUGACCCCAAGCGCACCGCCUACCGUUACGUUACCGCGUCGCUGCUCGCUGGUUACACCUACCGGUUCACGAUCAUCCCUGCCCCCACCAACAGCCUCUUCUACCCCACAUGGGCUCAGCUGUGGUCGUACGACAAGGGCGGCUGUGAGGGGGGCCUGAAGAUCAAGAUGGUUGCUAGAGACCAAACCACUCAAUGGUUCGCCACCGAUGCUCCCAACCUCCCGUGCACAGGAGCCCUCAAGUACAAGACCUACAAGGAGUAUCUCUGCUCUUCCUCCUCCUCCUCCCCGCCUCUCCUGCAACUCACGGUCGGCGCCACCAGCUACGGCGCGCUCGCCACCAUGACGCUCAACACCUCCUCGCCCGCCUCUUGCUCUGCGUGA
Closterium sp. Naga37s-1 is the source of this 3561-nucleotide messenger RNA. The record is from the annotation of a GenBank genome assembly. NCBI's taxonomy places the organism in Eukaryota, Viridiplantae, Streptophyta, Zygnematophyceae, Desmidiales, Closteriaceae.